Molecule: messenger RNA, 4073 nt
Organism: Haliotis rubra (blacklip abalone)
Lineage: Eukaryota; Metazoa; Mollusca; Gastropoda; Lepetellida; Haliotidae
Product: disintegrin and metalloproteinase domain-containing protein 9-like
Exons: 21
Coding region: 46-3531 (1161 amino acids)
Biological process (GO): membrane protein ectodomain proteolysis
Molecular function (GO): metalloendopeptidase activity
Source: RefSeq, a predicted model, not a curated record
UGGUAGAAAUAAUGAGUUGGUACUGAGACAAGCUGUGGAGCAAAAAUGGACGUACUUCACGGACUUACUGCAUAUAUGUGUUAUUUCUUACUGUACAUUACAGAUCCAGUCGCAGGGAAGGCCGAUCAGAACCAGUUUCCUCCCAAACAAAAUGGAGUGGAGAUAUUUCAUCAAUAUGAGAACAUAGUACCAGAGAUUUUCCAUGAAAAGAAACGUAUUGAGGGAACGUAUGAAAAGGGAAAACAUCUAGACAGUAUAACAGUUUUAUUCACCGCCUUUAACAGGAGUUUUAUACUUGAUUUAGCACUUAAUAAAGAAUUAUUUUCUACCUCCUAUGUUGAAAAGAGAUACCAUUCCACAGGCAGCAGUAUUCACACGCCUCACCCUCUCACACAGAGGCAAAAACAUUGUUAUUACCAUGGAACAGUUCGGUACUCACCCGACUCCCUGGUGGCCUUGAGUACCUGUGAUGGAAUCAGAGGCUUCAUCUCAACCAAUAAGGAGAAUUACCAUAUAGACACAGGCCAUGGGUAUCAUAGGUUAUUCCGAGAUUCAGACAGGAGGCGGCGGCGAGACCUCAAGUGUGGAACAGAUGGUCAUAACGCUCAUUUUCAUCCAUCAGGAACAAAUAAAAAUGUCCAUAGCAGGAUAAAGCGAGACAUCCAUGGCCCCUAUGACAGCAAUCAAAACACUCGUUAUGUGGAGUUGUACCUUGUCAAUGACUAUAGAACAUAUGAAAGAAAUGGGGGAAAUACGACAUCGGUCAUCAGGAGAUCUCAGGAUAUCACAAACAUAGUCAGCAGGCUGUACCGGCCACUCAACAUCUAUGUAGCACUAGUUGGGGUGGAGGUAUGGGAAGGAGGGGACCAGAUCACUGUGACAACCAGUGCUGAUGCAACAAUGGAAAAUUUCCUGAGAUACCGCAGAGAAAGGAUAAACCCAUACCACAGAAACGACAAUGCUCAGCUUGUCACUGGAAUCUUCUUUGACCACGGAGUUGUUGGUAAAGCCAUUAAAGGCCCCAUCUGUACGUACCAGUUCUCGGGUGGAGUCAACAUGGAUUACGAUGGCUUAGUGACACUGGUGGCAACAACUGUAGCUCAUGAGAUGGGCCACAACUUUGGUAUGGAGCAUGACAACGAUUCCACGUGUUACUGCCCCAAAGACAAAUGCAUCAUGGCGGCCACCAGUGGUCAGACAAGCCCUACAGACUGGUCUACCUGUUCCAAGAAUGCUCUCCAAGAGGCGUUUGAGCUGGGCAUGGACUACUGUCUGCGUAACAAGCCAUCUCAGAUCUUCGAGGGACCUGUGUGUGGCAAUGGCUUCGUCGAGGAUGGGGAAGAAUGUGACUGUGGACUUCCUCAGGACUGUCACAACCGAUGCUGCAACGCCUCGUCAUGCAAGAUGUACCACCAGGCCAAGUGUGCUACAGGACGUUGCUGCGACCUCUCCACUUGCAAGCCUAAGGAAAAGUCUACAUUGUGCAGGGAACCAAUUGGUGAAUGUGACCUCCCCGAGUUCUGUGAUGGCUCAGCGGAAUACUGUCCAACUGAUGUCUUCCUGCAGAACGGACUCUCCUGCAAAAAUGGACAGUCGUACUGUUACAAGGGGAAGUGCAACACCCACAGCGACCAGUGUAAGCUGUUGUGGGGGGACACGGGACGGGCAUCGGACCCCAUCUGCUUCCAGCAGCUCAACAUGCGGGGGGACCAGGACGGCAACUGUGGCUACAACUGGACCAAGGACACCUACAGCACUUGCCGCAGAGAGGACGUGAUGUGUGGUCUGCUUCACUGUGUACAUCUCAACGAGAAGCUGAUGUUCUGGAGGGACAACCUGGCUCAUACCAUGAGAGCUAGCUUCCUCACCCGGGGUAACACACAAUAUGUCUGCCGUUCGGCCAUGUUGGAUGUUGGCCUAGACAUGCCUGACCCUGGGAUGGUUCCCGACGGUGCCAAGUGUGAAGUCAAUAAGAUCUGUGUGAAUCACAAGUGUGUCCCUCUGGCCAAGAUGAACAUCCCACAGUGCCCCGGGAAUGGUUGCAAUGGACAGGGGGUGUGCAACUCAAAUGGAAACUGCCACUGCAACAAUGGGUUUGACCCUCCCUACUGUAACAGGCCAGGGUUUGGUGGGAGUGUUGACAGUGGGCCGUCCAGUAACGAAUAUGCCAACAAGAGUCUGCUGGUGGGCCUACUAGUGUUCUUCCUGGUCAUACUGCCUCUUGUUGGUGUCUUCAUCUUCUUUGGCUACUUCUACAGAAGCAAACUCAAGACUUGGUGGCACCUAGGUCCAAAACUCAAGUAUGGGGUCCCUGGCAAGAAACCCAAGCCACCUCCACAGCCUGUGCGAACCACAUCUAACAUCAAUGAUCAACGCCCUAAGUCAGUGCACAUGAAGAGAGCCCCAACACAAGUUGAAAUAUCAGAUCCUGUCCUCACUGGGAGUACUAACCGAGAGUCACAUGCAUUUGUGGGACCAGCUAGACCCAUUAGCAUGUCACCAAAACGAGAAAGAAUUCCAAUGAAGCCUGAUCCUGUUGUGCCCGCUUCUGCAAAGGUCCAGCCAAAACCUGACAGAGUGUCACAAAAGUCUGGAGCUAAAAUUAAGCCAGAUCGGCCUUCAACAAAACCUGAAAGGUCUGUCCCUCGAAAUGAGAGGCUAGGGCCACCUGAAGGUGGAGCCAGAAUUGUCAAAAGAGAAUCUUUUAGAGGGUCAGAAAUAUCCAGUCCGGUUUUAAUGAGUACUACCAACAGGAAUUCAGAUGUUUUCCCUGAGGAUGAAUUUCAUGAAAUUCCAGGUCAGAGUCAGUUGAUUCCAAGAUCCUCAGGGUCAAGAAGUCCUCCACCAAUUCCAGGCCAUGGAACCACACCUCGUGCAAAACGCACACAGUCUGAUCGUGAAAAAAUAGAGCGACCACUGUCUAUUCCUCCUUCUAAAGGAGCUCUAGCUCGUCAAGCUGCUGUGAGUACGUCAAUGAAGACACAGAGGCCACCUGCACCUCCUCCAAGACCUGUACCACCAGAUCCCAAAGAAUCAGAUUCAGAGGGGCCUGUGUAUCAAAAUGACAUCUCUAUAAAAAGCAAAGGUCCUAAACCAGUGGUGAAAAAGGAUGUACCUGAGAGAAAGGACCCACUUCCCAAGAAACAUAUAUCCUAUAACUGGGAUAGUUCUCAAAAGCAUGAUUUAUCACAACGGAAGGAACCUCCCAAGAAGAAGGAUCAAGGUUACCGCGAUCGAAACUCGCGGGAUCACAGGACUCAAAAUUCACUGAGUGAUAGGAACAAGAAUAACGAUAGUGCUAGAUCCAACAUGAAUUCAGGCUUGAAAUCCAAGCCCAUGUAUACAAAUCUUGCUUCACCAGAGGGUGACCUUGAUGCUAAAGAACACUCAUCAGUGUCGGCCCUGAGGGCCAAAUUUGGUGCAUCAGACUCCAGAACAGGAAGUGUAGGUCGGAGUAAUUCACGCAUAAGUGAUAGGCCAUCCAUUGCCUCGAAGCCUUCCCCCAAGGUGGUGCGGAGUUUUAAUGUAUGACAUCUGUUGCAUAUACUGUGAUCUCACCAUAUAAGGAUGUAAUUAUUUUGACUAGUGGAGUGGAAACAUUUUCCUGUACAAAGCCAGUCAUGUUCAUCAUAUUUAGGGGCUCUGUUAGGGUGUGAUGAUUUACCACAUGUACAAAAUGUGUAGGUUUGUAGUGAAGAAUCCCUAACAGAUCCCCAUUUUAUUUGUGUGAAAGAGUGCAUUGAUGUGUCCAAGGCCAAUAGCAUCUAUUUCUACAGUCUUCCGUUGUGGACAUUGUUGCACAACAUGGUAUGGUUAUGAAGGGUAAAAUCUGCUUGGAAAACAUUCAAGGAUAUCUGCUGGUUGGUGGUUGAUAGGGUUAAACUGAAGUAAUAGUAGGCACAUCAGGAAAACACUCCAUGAAGAAUACCACCUUUAAUGAUAUGAUAAUUCUUUCAUUUUAAGCAUGCUGGGGAGUGUGUGAGUUUAGUUUUACUCCGCACUCAUUAAUAUUCCAGGCAUAUGGCGAUGGUCUGUAAAUAAUCGAGUCUGGAGCAGACAAUCCAGUGAUCAUC